Molecule: messenger RNA, 309 nt
Organism: Lathyrus oleraceus (garden pea)
Lineage: Eukaryota; Viridiplantae; Streptophyta; Magnoliopsida; Fabales; Fabaceae
Exons: 1
Coding region: 1-309 (102 amino acids)
Source: RefSeq, a predicted model, not a curated record
AUGGCCAUGGAUGAUGAAUAUAACGCUCUAAUUAAAAAUAAGAUGUGGCAUUUAGCGCCACAACCCACCGGUUUUAAUGUUAUUCAAUCUAUGUGGAUUUUUAGACAUAAAGAAAAAUCUGACGGUUCUUUUGAGAGGCAUAAAGCCCGACUUGUAGGUGAUGGUGCAGGUCAACAGGUUGGCAUCGAUUGUGGAGAAACUUUUAGUCCCGUGGUCAAACUAGCUACUAUUCGUAUUGUCCUUAGUAUUGCUAUCUCAAAAUCUUGGCAAAUUCAUCAGUUGGAUGUCAAGAAUGUGUUUCUCCAUUGA